Molecule: messenger RNA, 17772 nt
Organism: Porites evermanni
Lineage: Eukaryota; Metazoa; Cnidaria; Anthozoa; Scleractinia; Poritidae
Source: the annotation of a GenBank genome assembly
GCUACAAAAGCAGAUGUUUCCCACAAACUAUCACAUGAAACUUGGCUAAGACAGAAACAACAGAUUUAUUCCAUCACUGCGGCUGUGCUACCAACAGUGUACGAUAAGCUGACUGUUUUCUUUAAACACACCGUAAUUUGGAUUUCCCCAUAGACCGAUAUCAACAUAAUGCCGUUGAAUGGAGGUGGACCGAAAUUUGUCAUUUGUGCCAAGUGUGGACGAUCGCUUCACUGAACCGUUGGAAAAUAGCACUUUUCUGGAGUAGUCUGGGAUAUUUCAGAAACACUUGUAGUUUUCUUCUCUUGUCUUGGCUGUAGUUGCGUAACAUUCUCGAAAAAAUAUCUGCUUAUACUGUGAGUAGGCGAAUUUCCACCUCGCCCAGCCGGCCAGCUUUUAAAUACAACAUCCGGCCUGUCGAAAACUUUACUGCUGUUGUGUCUUAAUUCACGCAAGAAAAAUUUCUUUUGUCUGGUGUUGACACUUUAAGCGACACUGGGUAAACUACUGGUACUCACCACUUUAUGGCCCGUGUAAACAAGGAGAGCUCCUUCGGAAAAACUUGAGUUCAUUGAUCUACAAUUUAUUGCGUGGGAAUCGAAGUGGAGGAAAGUACAGUAAGCUCAAGACCACUCUUGUCCGUAACAAGUAUAAAGGAACGUGAUUGCACCCAGGCUUCAAUUUGCAAGAAAAAGUUCAAAUUUGGGCAUCUCAAGGAAGUGGUUGUGAACACUGUUUUGGUGCUUGAGAGAACUGAAUCGUAUAUACUUGGUUCAUCUGUUGCAAGGCUACGCAACACGCUCAUGUUGCCGAAAGCUCAAUAUCACAACUUUUGUACAACUGUUUUACUGUGUAGUUACGUUCAUGUUUUUGGUGGAUAAAUAUUGUUGGAAUGACAGAUAGUCAGGCAUGUUGCACUGUGCAACCAAUUCCAUCAUCCCCCAAUUCAAAUCCAUUUAAAUAUUGUCAAGUUAACACACAUCUAAUGCCAGAAAACAACAAUCCAAAUCAAGAAAAUCACCUCCUUGUGAAUGGAGAAACCUGCCAUAUGGAUACAAACUGUGAAAUGAUGGAAAGUGAAAUGCAGCGUGGAUCAAGACAUUUAAGGAAAAAUUUAAGGCUUAAUCUUGCUGAGACACAUACUGACAAUAGUCUUCCACCACCAAAGAGUUCCUGGCUUUUACGACUCUUCGAAUCCAAGCUCUUUGAUAUGUCCAUUGCAAUUGCAUAUUUAUUUCAUUCUAAGGAACCUGGGGUACUGACUUAUCUUGGAAACAAACUCUUUGUAAGUAUGAUUUUAUCUUGGGUUUCGCAAUACCCAUUUGGGUGGUUUUUGGACCUCUCGAGUGUGAUUGUCUUGCCUGGUGUUACAAAACACCUUAGACCCAUCUUAGUUUUGUGCCAAAUAUUCCUUCAUCCUAUAUUCACAUGGCUUGAAAAUUAGCCCUCCAUUCCACUCCCCCUCUAUCUCUAACUCUUUUUACUGGUUGAUCCAGUUCUUUCUGGUUAAGGCAGUGAGGAUGUGCUGAUUAAAUUCACAAUAUUCAGGUCAUCCAAUUUUGGGUAGCAGCUAUAAAAAUAACCUCUGGCAAACAGGGUUGUCACUAAGAUUUCAAGUUGCCGGGUAAAUACAACAAGUAGGCGGGGAAUCCAACAGCUAGGGAUUUCUUUUGGUUCUAUUUUUCCUCUAUUUUCCAAUAAAAGUAGCCGGGGGCCACUCUCUUAGUAGCCGGGGAAAAUCCCCGGCCCCCGGCUCUUAAUGACAACCCUGGGCAAAACUCCUGUAUUUCUUUGUUUUGGGGUGUGGUACUCUAUUAUAAUGGGUUUGAUAUGAUUUACACCAAGGAUAAAAUUGAAACUCAACAUACACUAGCCACAAGUUAUUAAUGAGUUACAGCUUUAGCUGAUUUAUGUAAGGUUAAAGGGCUAAGAAUUUUGUUUUGAAUAAACCUUUAUCACGCAGCAGCCAUUUUGUCUCAGGAGCUUUAUAAAGCUUUGUUUAUGCACAGCUAGCCUCGUAGAGAGAACAAGGCUAGCCGUGCAUAAACAAAGCUUUUUAAAUCUCCUGAGACAAAAUGGCCACUGCAUGACAAAGGUCUGUUGUUUUUAUCUUUGAUAGAGUUUUGACGAUGAAGAUGUCAACUUCUAUAUACCACAACUAAUGUAAGUGUUCUUGUGUUAGUUAGCAUUACUGAUGAUUGGGCUGGUGGAUUUGAUGAAUAAGCCCCCCUUUUCCUCCCCAGAUAAGAUUUUAGGUUGCAUUUUGUUUUUUUGUUUUUUUGCGAAAUUGUUGUUUCCACAGCUGUGAUAAUAGACCUUUCCAUCACUAUGAACAAAGGCACCAACCCAAGGCUUGGGUGGACAAAAUACCUUUUUUACAGUGACGCACAUGAAAUUGUCUACCUGAACCUCAACCUCAUUUCUUUGUGUUUGCUCAUUAGAGUGGAAUGCGGGAAAGGUGUACAAGGUUGUACAUGGACAAGGCUGUGCUCUAGCAGAGCCUCCUGGCUCCUGGUGCCCAACUUUUGCUCUCGGGCAACAAGAAAAUCUUCUUUUUUUUUUUCAAACAAAUCACAUGCUGGGUAACUUAGAUUUUACAGGUUUAGAGCACUGGGCUCCCUUCAAUUUCCUUGGAGAACUGUCUUGGUGGAUAUUUUUCAGACUGGGUACAUAAGAUGCACAGUAUUUUCUAUCUCUAAGUUGUUCUUGGAGACCUAGAGGCAGCCAUCAUGGGCAAAAGCAUUCCCCAGUUUUGAAUACCCAAAAAAUUCCUACUUAAAUCAAGCUACCCAAAACAAUACUUGCCAAAAUUUUCCUACCCCAAAAAAUCCAGAAAUCGAAAAUUUCAAACCCAAGAAAAUCCUUCCAUCAACCCUGUCACUUGAAAUCCAGAGUCACCCCGCUGGGUAACCAUUACUCCUACAAAAAUGGUCGUUAUCAUAACUGUUUAUCUACUGUAGUUAAUUUUAAACUAAUGAACACUGCUAUCGAUUUUGCCAUUUUUCAGUAACAUGUACAUCCAUAUUGAUGAAGUGUCAGAGGCUCUUCAUAGAUACUUGGUGGAGAAGUGCAAGAAGAACUUUUCAUUUGCUCUACAGGUAUGUAUGGCCACAUCAUAUUUUCAGCAUAUGUGUGUACUGCUGCUAAACCGUUUCACAUCAGUUUUUUUCCUGGUGAGCCUUCAAUGUACAAGCACAAUAUUCCUUACAGAGAGGAAAAUCCAUUGUUUUGAGGGAUGUAAGACCAUGUACUUUUGGUUGGUUCAUGAACUCCCUUACUGAGCCAAAAACUAUAUGUGGAAGCCCUUCCUUGUCAUUCACAGAUUGAUGGUGAAUGUUUAGGUUUCUUGCCAGGAAACAGCUCUGCAAAACUCUUUUCCUUUUUUCCUGGACGAUAAAAGAAUAAUAAACCAGUGAUAGUUUACAAGAGUGAACAAGGAAUGCAUUAAUGCUAAGAUGUUUGCCUCAUCAGUCAAAGAUUAUUUUGUUUUAAUUUAUGGUUGAAUUUUUAUGAAUGAGUGAGUUGAAUGAAUGAAUAAAGAGUCGUGGAUGAGAGGACAACAGAUGUACACUUUUACAGUAUAUUUUAACAUGUGAACAGUAAGCUGUGACGUCAGCAUACAAAGGCACCACUCACAGCCGCUCUCAGUCCAUUUAUGAGCUUACUGUACCCACCCAACCCAUGAUGUGAAUGAUGUGAUGAGUGUAGGUUGACCACAACACCGGGGCGUAUGUUCCCAACUCUUUUGAAAAAGUGGUGUGGGUUCUUUUACGUCCCACAAGAACCAGAUAAGUGUAAGUGCUGUGAGAUGGGACCUACGGUUUUUCGUCCUUAUCCGAAAAGACUAGAAAGUCUAACCAUUUGCAGAUGUCAUUACAAAGGCAGCACCUUCUUCUCAGUUAUUUAAAGACCCUGAGUGUUGGUCUAGCCAGGGUUCAAACCCGUGAUCUCCUGCUGAGCAUACCGGCACUCUUCCAACUGAGCCAGGAAACAGCUCUGCAAACCUCUUUUCAUUUUUUCCUGGACGAUAAAAGAAUAAUAAACCAGUGAUAGUUUACAAGAGUAAUUAAGUUGCUAUUCCUUAAAUUUAAGGGCAAAUUAAACCUUUCUGUGCUCUUUUAUAUUUUUCCACCAUAAUAAUAACAAAUUAUUGCUAGAUCUGUCAUGCUCAAAACAAGUUCCAUUAUAGUAGCUCUUAAUACCAGUAAUAUCUUUCAGUUCCAGUGCUUAAUUCUGCUUUGAAACAUGUAGUUCUAACGUUUUAUCAGUAUCAAAAUAACAUGUGGUUGGGACACUUGUGCAGUCAUCUUUCAGCACUUUCUUAACCUAUUUACACCUGGAAAUUUUGCCAAAAAACCCCUUGAAGCUAGUCAAGCUGUUUUCUGGUCACUAUCCGGCCAAAACAAACCAAACUGCCCAAAAGGUUGUUAUUGGAAUUUGCAGGUCAACUUUUCUCUGUUUUGGUAUUUUUUGUUUUUUGCAUUUUUCUCCAGCCUGAUUGACUGAAUCAUACUCAUUCAGGCAUGAUGGAUCCCCAUGGGGUGGUGAUAGGCAGUUCAGGGUAAAUGGGUUUAAUGAGUAAUGCAAAAAAUUAAUGUAAUAAAGGAGAAGCGCUAGUAAGUUAGUGGAAUCUUGACCAGCACAUCAUCCAAGGCUGUACAAUUUCACUACAGGCUUCAUGGUUGUUAGAAGCAUACUGUGCAGAUGGAUGGCUUCCUUCAAAAGAGCAUGCCAGAGGAAUAAAGCUCCUGCAGUUGAUUUUGGAAGAAUGCAGGCCAAGGUAUUAUUACUGUAUGCAAUGGUGGUGACCUUGGAGUUAAUCCUCUAAGCCCCAAUAUCCACAUACAAAUUCUCCAAACUGAUCUCCAUACAUUUCCUGGAGGAAUUAGUUGGGAGAAUUUGAUAAAAGAUUAGAGCAUUUUCUCUUUAGUGAUCAAUCAUUCUGUAAAUAAAAUUCUUAUAACCAGUUCUCUUGAUGAUAUAAUUUUUGGAAUAAUGUUAGAUAAUGUUGUUCACUCUUGGGACUCAAAAAUGCAAAAAAUGCAGAUACUGCUGAGGGUAAAUAACAGGAUUGUUAUUAUUAUUAUUACUCAAAGGGUUGAUUAAUCUUGAAAUCACUGCAGGGUUUAAUCUAGAAUGCAGCAUUGCUUGAUUUCUGUGAUUUGUAACACAAUGCCACACAAAGUUCGAGUAAGCACAGCAAUUGAGGGGUGUAACUAACUUGAAAUUUAUAAGAAUUUUGAUUAUGUAAAUCACCGCAAAUACCAUCAGUUUUGUAAACUUAAGUGAGAAACAAGGAUGUGUGAUUAUGUUUCUCAAGGUUGAAAAGAAUGAUUGUUAUUGAAAAGUUUGAAAAUUUUUUACUAGUUACUUGUGAUGAAAGUGGCAAAACUAUAAUAUUCUUAGCUUCAAAGAAACUUACCACAGGACUUUUGAAUAUGCAAAACAGAAAUCUUGCAUUCUUGGUGCUGCCAUAGAAUUUUCCUAAAUUAAUAUAUUAACUUUUAACAGGUCUCCUUUAAGUCCUUCUGGAGUUGCUGGAUCACAUUCUUCACCUUCACCUGCAUCUUCAGCUGGGUCAGGUACAACACUUACUGCCCCUACAAAGAAAACCCACCAGCGAUCCAAGUCAGAUGCCACUGCAGCUAUUACAGCUUCUAGCCGUCUAAUGCAAGUAUGUAACACAGAAAUAGUAUACCAUAAUCUCUCUGUAUAUGACCCUGAUUGGAGCAUAUUUUUGCAGCAUGUUUUAAACCUUUCGUUCCUAAUAGCUUGAGCAAGAUUCACAAAAAUUCUUAAGAGUUUACAAUUGAAUGGUAGCAUAGGAUUUAAAGUAUUGAGCUUAAACAACAAUGACGGCAGCAGCGGUGUAAAUGCCACUUGCUAAACAAAUUAAUUUGCAUCCUGGGCGACUUUACCAGGAUUUGAAUUCUUAAAGACUUAAUUAUCCAGGUUCAAAAAGAGAAAGGAAAAUUUGUUGUCGUAUGUUCACGUCUCAUCGUCCCAUUAGGAGGUUUCAUGUCGUAGUCGUGCUAUGGACAUUAAAGGAAUCUACUAAAAAGCGUUAUGCACAUGCAGAGCUGUUGUUUUGCUCAUAAAAUCAAUAAUUGUUUCUUACGUUGUCAUUGUCUUCGUCAUCAUGGUUGCUUAAGCUCCCUAGUGACAAAUUACCUUACUCUAGGGGUAGAAGGGCUAAGUGGGGGGCUUAUGGAUCAGUGGAUCAGCUUAUUUAAAAGUGGAUUGGAAACACUAAGUCUUAUUAGUUCAUUGUUUCAUUAGCAGUAUUGCUUACUUCCUGUAUGCAUCCAUCAGCAAAGGUUCUUGUUAUAAGAGGUACAUUAUUUUAAACAAAAUGGAAUAGUGUAAAAAUUUUCUUUACACUCAAAGAUUUGUAAAAACAUAGGUUUUUACCUGCUCUAACACCUUGUGAACGUAGAAAUUUAAAAGGAUCAAUAAUUCCCAGUUCAAGAAUAGGGCAUGCAUAGUUUGAUUAAUCUCAUCAGUUUUAUUACUUUUCUAUUUCAGUCAAAUGAGUGUGAGUCCCCUGGAAAUGGUGACCUGAGGUAUGGCCAUGCCUUUGACAGUCGCUGUUCUAAGCAUUCCCCUGUGGUGUCUCCAAAUGCCUCCAGUCCUGCACUGACUGAGUUAGCACGAACUCCAGACUGUAGCUGCCAGGUAUAUACUAUAAUAUAAUUACAUUUUUUUGUAGGUUUAAUUUAUUGAAAGGCUUGUUAUGAAUUAUGUAUUGUACAAGUUUAUCAGUACAUAAGGCCCAGUUCAAACGUUGCAUUUUACAUAUGCAGAAUCUAAUGCGAAUGAGCAAGAAAAAUAGAUUUUCCUCAUUAGCAUUUAAUUUGGCACUUGUGGAUCAGGGAAUGCACAUUUGAGCCAGGCCUAAGAAAGCUUGAAAGAAAAAGACUUAUUGUCAAUAGAGCAUAGAAGAACAUAGAACAGCAAAUUAGAAUUUUUGAAAGCAGGAGAGAGAGUCUAUUAUAGCAAAGCUGAAGCCAGUUGUGGAAAUUGCUCACAAUUUAGGUAUCCUGCUGAUGAACAGUUACUGCAUUUAGACAUUGAUGAUGGCAGAGCAGCAGCUGUUAAUGGUCUCUAGCUUAACCCUUUAAGCCCCAAUAUCCACAUACAAAUUCUCCAAACUGAUCUCUACACAUUUCCUUUCAGAAUGAGUAAAGAGAAUCUGAUAAAAGAUCAAAGCGUUUUCCCUUUGGUGAUCAUUAUAUUUAUUCUCAUAACCUAAUCUCUUUACAAUGUAUGGAUAUCGUUAGGAGAAAAUUGAUUUUGGCCACUAUUGGGACUUUAAGGGUUAACUUGAGACUACAUGUAGCUCACACUUACAAGUGAGUUAGUGGGAGCAGAUGCUUUUUACAAGCCCUUGUAAGAACAGGCUAUCAGUAUGGUCUGUAGUAGUGUUAAAGAGUCGGAGUUUGAAAAACUCAUGGGUCCUUUGCCACGCAGUGCUGGUGCCCUUUUGUUGUCUAUUCUUUUGGAGUUACUUAUCAACAUGCUUUGCAACAAUCAUAGUGUGAUAACAUUUUUUUCUUCUUGUCUUUACUUAGACUCCAAAGCUUGUAGCUCAGAGAGAGUUCAUAAGUGCAUUGAUAGCUAUUGGAAAGAGGCUUACUUCCCAGCCAACAAAACACCUCAAGAGUAAGUAUUUGCCUUCUUAUGGUCCAGGCGUGCACCCAAAAUGCAAUAUCUCAAAAUGCAUCCCUCUUUAGGUGGUUAUUUUUGCGCAAAAGUAAUUUUGAAGCUAUGGUCCUAGUCAUUAAAGGAGCCAAAUGUCUUUCCAUUGUUAUUCCUUCUUCUAGUAUUAUAAAUAUUGUGAACAACGAAUUCACAUUAUUUUAACCUCACACAAGGCUACAUACUAUAUGCUUAAGUAUAAAUUUGGGGUAACAGCUUUGGGCUUUGGGCAACUAAGUUACUCGCUUUGUUACCAUGCAAACCAAUUUGAACAAAAUAAAUAUUUCAGAUUGACCACCAAAGCCAUAAAUUGUGUGGGAUAGAUAUUUUCAUGGUCUGAGCACAAAAAGUCCAUAAUGAUGUCGUUCCAUUACCCAGAUCUCGGUAGUGCUUCUGAUUGGUUGUGCCACGAGGGAAAUUUACCUUAACCAAUCAGUAGCACUACCCAGAUCUGGGUGGUGGCAGGUCAUCAGUACAGAAUUUCUGCCGUCAUUUCGCAGACAUCAUUUCAUGGGGAAACCAGUGGUGUCAUUGUAAAAUGUUGGCUGUUUUCUCAGGCUAAACUCCUUGAAGUAAUGUCUCACUGAUUUUAAAACCAAGGGUGCCGUCUAGAAAAGUCUCUUAAUGGUUCCCUACAGGCCUGCAGUAGCAUAAUUCUCAAGUGGUGCCUGACUCUCACUGAUGAGGAAAUGGAAAUAUUUUAGGUCAAUUGUCCAUUCCUUAUGAGUGAAAAAAUAUUAAGCAAAUAUCUGUAUCCAUAGCACUACUAAUAUGAUUAGCAUCUGUUUGCAUACUGUUAAUCCCUUGUAUCAUUUUCAGCUUCCAGGCUGUAUGCUGAAUUAUCUCUGUUGAAUCUGAACUUGCCAGCCAAAGUCAGCUUACCAGUGCAUCACGGAAUUGGAGGUCAUUAUGUGGUGAGGAUACCACACACUGCUGCUGUGGUUCUCAACUCAAAAGAUAAGGUAAGUUCACCAACAAGUACAGAGUAGCUUGCCACAUUGAACACAAUUAAGAUGUAAACAAGAAAUGAAUAAUGGGCUUACUUUCUCUGUGCAAGUGGGAGAAUAAAACAAAAAUUUAAUUGUUCAUAAAAUCAGUUAGCCUCUGUUCACCCUUUAAGCCCAAAAUGUCCAAAUACAAAAUUCUCGGGAAGGAUCUCCUUAUAUUUCCUUGAAGAAUUAAUUGAGGCAAUUUGGUAAAACAUCAAGGUAUUUUCCCUUUGGUGAUCAAUUUAUUAAUUCUCAUAACCUUUCUUUUGAUGAUGUAUUGGUACUGUAAGGAGCAAAUAUUGAUGUUGGUCACUCUUUUGACUUACUGUACUUUUCAAGAACAUGUGAACACUGAAGUUCAAAAACCAACUAACCUUUGCCUUCUUUGCUGCUGUCAAUCAUCUAUGGUUGCCUCUUAGGAACAGAAAGUUACUUCAACGAGAUCAAAAGGUCAUAGUUUGUGAUUUCUGAUUGGUGGAUUUCAAUCCUUUUUGUGAGUUUCUGUGUUUCAAGGUUCAUUGCUUGUGACAGUAAUAAGAUUGAUGGCAGUGAAAAAUGAUUGAUGGCAGUAAAAAAUGUUGCGACAGCAGCAACAACUUGUAACGACUGGCAGGAGGGAUUAUGACCAAGGAGUUAGCCUGCUGGCAGGCUCACUUGUGUCAUUUUGGGGAAAAUUUUGACGGUGCAAGCAGGUGAAGCUGGUGAAAAGAAUACGGCAAGGACAAAGAGAAGAAUAUGGUGAAUAUUUUCUCACCCUAUCCUUCUUGCCAGCUCUGCCUCCAAAUUUUCUCUGAAGUCUAGACUGCUUGCAAGCUACCAAGGAGUCAACUCUGGACUCGCAAGUCUGAUAAGUGCCCUCCUCUCUUAUUGACCAGCUAAUAAACCAGUUAACCAGUCAACUAAGGUGCAAACUUUUUGCUGCAUUGCAGGCUCCUUACAUGAUAUACGUCGAAGUGUUGUGCAUGACAGGAAAUGGUGAUGAUCCUUUUCCAUCUAAGCAGUUUCAACCCACUUUACGACAAACAAGGUCAGAAGAGUUCAUGGUGUUUAACAAAAGAAGUCAUUCUCUUAAUUUUUUUGCCAGUCGUUGUCAUUGACAAAAAGCAGCAACUUUAUAUAAUCAGGAAAAUGAUACAUAUAGCCAUUAGAGCAACAUAUUACAUCUUUUGUUGUAGAAAUAGGAAUUGGGAUAGCCAAGACUUAAUGCAAUUUUCAUUUGUUUUCUUCUCUUUUUUUUUUUUUUGCUUUUGUCUUGUUUUGUUUUUGUUUUUGUUUGUGUUUUUUUUUUAACAAUCCAAUCUCAAGCAGCAUUUGUAAAUUGCCUGUACGUAGCGAGAUUUACAAUUGUACAUUCAAAAACACAAAAUAAUAUAGUUUCCAUUAUUAUUAUUAUUUCAAUUUCAUUAGGUCUGAGGAGCAUUUACCAACCUACUGCCGCACAGAAGGGGUUCAGUUUACAGUAAGUGGUUCUAUCAAUGAGAAAACAAUUCUUGAGUCACCAACCUGUCAAUACAGUCAUCUCUCCUUGCUCCUUGCUGAUAAGAACAUUUUGUCUCCCCUGCAAAAUGUUCUUAGCAGUAAGGAGAGAUGCCCAGAUGGCUGUAUUUGCAGGCUAUCAAGUCACCAGCAGAGGUUAAAAAAUUCACAAAAGCUUUGAAACCCACCCAGGUUCCUUCUUCAAUAAAAAUGGAAUGAAUGUGCUCAGAAAGUUGUGCUCUAACAAGUGAGGAAACAAAGUAACUUAAGUUAAUUAACAAGGUGACUUGUAUCUUGCACUAAUAGGUAAUAUUGACUUGAGGUUUUUCGAUGUUAGAUUUCACCACCUGGGGACUCAGAUGAUGAAUGUUGGUCGACUGUGAUUGAAGACAAGACAAAACAGGAUGUAGUUGAUGUGAGUAAAAAAAGAAUCAGUGAGAACUUUCAAUAAUGAAUAUCGAGAGGGAAAGUCUUCAUGCAGUAUCACAACAGUUGUUAUUUAUUGUUGCAUUAACCAGUAACCAAAGCAAAGGUUGCAGUUGAUGCCGUGGUCUUUGGAUCAUCCCAUGUUAUAACCACAAUAACUAAAUGGUUUGCAUUUUGGAACAUUUUUGUACAGUCUCAUGAACAAACAACAGUUAAAUUUCUUCUUCUCAAAGAAAAGAACUAAAGAGCUUCUCUAUUAAUUCAGGCCUGGAAGAAUUAAUGCAGAUUAAACAAUAUCGAAGGUGCAAGUGCAGUUUCAUCUAUCCUUCCAAUCCCUUUAUAGUGGACAAGGCAGAAAAAGUCAAAAAAAUUUCUCAUAGUUUUAGUAAAAUCCCGAGAAAUUAUUAAUACGACUCAAAAGUUUUGCCAAUGAUAGUUCAUUUAGAAAGGUAACACCAAAGGAUUUCAUUCACACAUGCAGAAGGUAGAAUGACAGUACUGUAUCUCACCAUAAUGACUUAUCUCUGUGUCGUUUCUUUGACCAUCUCUGUGUCGUAUAUUUGUUGUCCAGGGUCCAUUUGUUGCAGCUGGGGAUAUUCGACGGAGGCUUUCUGAGUCCCUUAGUGCACCACAGGCCUUGUUUAAAAGGGACCCAGAGGAUCCUUCAGGUACAGUGCAAGAUUAUGAUCUGUCAGGUUCAAAACAACUGUCGUAUGUAUUCUUCGGGUAUUCAAAUCAUACUCUUGAAAAUUACAAUAGUGUUUCUAUCACACCAUACAGUGCCGUGUUGUUAUGACAGUGUUGCUCUGACUAACUGUUAUAACAAAGAUAACAACAACAAAAUGUUUUGAGAAAAAGGAAGAAUUAGAAAUUCAAUUGUUUCCUCGGUUAGCUAGGACUGACCUUUCAGAAAAUAGGCGUUAUGUAUAGGUAUCUCAUAUUAUAGUAGGUCCUUUGAAUACCUUCUAUUAUAAUGAAAGAUUGGGGCCUAACUUUGUUGAGAGAGAGGUAUUCUCGAAUCGUUAAAUUGUAAGCAACUAAUAGCAUUAAAAAACUUCCCUCUUGUUUCAAAACAAUGGCGCAAAUGAUACUUUUGGGUUCUUUUGGUUUGUAAUAUUUGUUUUGGAAGAAGAUGAGAAUGGUAGGGAGUGGAGGGUUUGUCAAAAUACAGCUGGUGAGUACAUGCAUGUCAUACUCAUGAAGUGUCCUUGAUCUCUGUUAUUGUUUUGUAACAGCUGCUGUUCUCAAGGAACCAUGGGAAGAGAAGGAGGCAAGGAUAAGAGAAGCCUCACCUUAUGGUCACGUGUCCAACUGGAAUAUCCUUUCAAUAAAACCAUGUACUGUAGUUCGAGAGCGCCCAGUUUGAUUUCUCAAAUUCUCUGAUUUUCUCGCAAUGUCACAAUAUUAGUGAAAGCAGUUUAACCGGCACUUUCACUCCUCGACCACGUUGUGGACGGAUUAUUUGCCACACUUCCUUUUGACUCUGUGGAGGAAAUCUGUUGUGUUACCAUUCAUACGAAACCUCCCUAGCAGAACUUUUUCAUGGUGGUAGUUAUUUACCCUGCGAACAGAGUCUCCUUCGAUCUUCCUAGAUAAGUCUAGGAAAGAUCGAAGCGACUCUGCUAGCAGGGUACUAGUUAUUUAGCUUGUAAUGUUUUGAGUCUGCGGUGUUAUCAGUCAAAUGAAACCUCUCUUCAGCAGUGUUUUCAUUUGGUGCUAUAGUUUGUAUUUCUAAAUUUUAAGUCUGUGCACGAAAUGCUGCGGUGUAACCAUUCAAAUGAAACCUGUUUUGCAGAACUUCUGCAUAGUGCUCUUUAUUUCUUAGAUUUUACCAAAUGAAAUUCGAUUUUUUUUGUGCAUCCUUUUGCAUGUUGGACACUAUUAGGAGAGUGAGAGUUAAAGUCACACUUGAUUUAGUCACUCAACCAAUGAACUCGGGCGCUUUGUUUCCCCCAGUGUUUGUAUACUGUAGAGUAUAUAUUUCCUUGACAUUGCGUUUACGACUCUUACCGAUGAUUGUCAAGUGCGGAGAUGACCUUCGUCAAGAACAGCUCGCUUACCAACUACUACUGCAAUUUCAGGUUCGUUUUGCAGUGUACUUCUUUUGAAUUCUUGUCGAUGGUGCUGUUUGAAUUUUUCACUUGGUUUCAUUUGUCUGCCGCAAUGGUAACGUACCAGUAACUCGAUCUUUCCUUUAUUUUCUUGUUUAUUUUCGUAGAAAAUUAAACUGAAUUCAAGUCAAAUGUAAAAACGCGCUCAACAACGUCAGCACAAAUAUAACCAUUCUCUAUUUUUUUUUUCCGUAACUAAAUGCUUGCCAUGUUAUUCUUUAUAUUUCAGGCAAUUUGGAACCAAGAGCGGGUACCACUGCGGCUUAGGCCGUAAGUAGACCUCUUAAAACAAACUUGCAAAUGAGUUUAUACAACAUUUAACUCACCCUGAUACAGGGGACGAGCUUGCGAGUAAUAAUGUCUCCCCAUUGCCUUUUGUUUUUGGUAGAUAUGCUGUUGUGGUGACCUCAAAUGACAGUGGACUCAUCGAACCUGUAGUGAAUGCUGUCUCGCUUCACCAGAUCAAGAAGAACAGUCAAAUGUCUCUUAUGAAUUACUUCAUCAAGGUAAUCUUUCCAGUGGAACAACGCUGCGAAAAAGUGUUAGGGUUUGGCGGAUGUCUUAUCGCUUUCUACCCUUGGGUAGACAGCAAAACAGUCCGUAUUUUUGCGUAUCCAGGUACGCGCGAACAGUCAAACAAAAGGUCUGGAACGAGGCUAAAAAAAGAGAGCGAGACUGGGGAGGGACGCUAAAAAUACGUUUUUUUUUUCUCGCCUUACACGCCCUACGGGCGUGCGAGGCUCGCAGUCCGUAUUUUUGCGUAUCCAGGUACGCGCGAACAGUCAAACAAAAGGUCUGGAACGAGGCUAAAAAAAGAGAGCGAGACUGGGGAGGGACGCUAAAAAUACGUUUUUUUUUUCUCGCCUUACACGCCCUACGGGCGUGCGAGGCUCGCGCGCUUCGCGCGCGUAGGACUCUUACACCACGCUUUACCGAUUUUGAGAAAAAAAACCGACUGUUUGCAGUCGAACCCUUGGGACGCAGUGAGAGAGGUGCUAAGCAUGUCUGCCUCUGAACAAUGGGUCUUUUCACAUAGCCUCUUUAAAGUGUUCUCUUUUACUGUUUUAUUUUUAUUAAUAUUAUUACUACCAUUCAUAGGAACACGGAAAUGUCAACUCAGAGGAGUUUCUGAAUGCUCAGCGUAAUUUUGUUCAGAGUUGUGCAGCAUAUUGUCUUGUGUGUUACUUCAUGCAAGUCAAAGACAGGUGCCUCCGACCUCCUUUUUUUGGAGUUUUAAUGUUGUGUAUACUUUACUAGUAGGAGUGUUUUGCGUGGCGUUUUUUUUGUUACUUGCGACGCUUAUUUCCUUUUUGUAAACGGCCGUUGCCUUUUUUAACAGUCUACCACCACUGUUAACUGAGCCUUUAGUCUGGAUAGAUGAAAUAUAUUCACUGGGUUAACUUACAACAAGGCGAAUAAUACGUCUUUGAAUAGUCUUAGAAAGAACGAUGUUGAAGCCCAAGUCGAAUUUACGUUAAAAGUUCUGGAAAGGGCUAGUGUCACCUGUUAUUGAUGUAUCAGUUAAGAGAGACAGUUUGCUUGUUUAUGUACUAAAAUAUUUCGACAUUUUGGCGAGUAUGGUAGUGUAGUGGUAAGGGAGAGAGACAAGGGUACGAAAAGUCCGGGUUAGAGGUUCGGGUUCUUAGGUACAUUUCCAUCGGUGAUCUUUCCUCCAGAUAGUGAGAGUCUCUAUGAAUAAAAGCAUGAUCCUGACAAUUUUUCUGUUCUCAUUUCAGACAUAACGGCAAUAUUUUACUUGACGGAGAAGGUCACAUCAUCCACAUUGACUUUGGAUUUAUCCUUUCUUGCUCUCCCGGCCGUAACCUUGGUUUUGAGAGCUCACCGUUCAAACUCACUCUGGAGUUUGCUGAGGUGAGUUUUGCUUGUCUUCAAAUCUAGCUUAGUUUGUUUUAUUGAUAUCUGUCAAGAAAGAAAUUAGAUGUAUACAAACAACAGCACGCUGACAGAAGAUGAAAACAGGGGAAGAGCCCCAAUGACUUUCAACCCCUACAAUGUCUCCAAGACUUUAACCCUUUAAGCCCUAAGAGUGAUAAGCGUCAAAUUUCUCCUUGUAAUAUCAAUGCUUUGUAAAACAGAGUGGUCAUGAGAAUUAUGGACAUAAUCACACAAGAUGAAUGUGCUUGAUAUUUUAUCAACUUCUCCCCACUACUUCUACAGGAAAUGAACAGGGGCAACAAAUGAGAAUUCAAAGCUUGAUCUUAGGGUUUGAAGGGUUAAGACAAAAAUACUAAAAUCGGACGUAAGAGGAUGUAUAUGAAGGAAUAAAGGUGUGCGCAGUAAGAAUGUGCUACAAGAGUAACUAUGGCGAUCGAUAAGAACUUGGCAUGGUCUUAUAGUGAGCGUGUAGAAAACUUUUAAACUUUUGAGCACUAGUACCAUGCUUAAUAGAAUGAGGGAGACUAUUCCAAAACUCAGGAGUGACAAUAUUAAAAAUUCAAGAAAAAACCUAACUAUAGUUUCUUAAGUACUGAAAAACAAUAUGUUCCUUGUAAAAAAGCACUGCUAUACAGGUUACAUUUAAUAUGGUCACACAGACAACACACGCUAGUAGUUCUUAGUACACAGACUCCAUAGUUAUCGUGGUAUCUUAACGUCAGAUUGUCUGCGUUAUCUUCCUCAUCCUUUAACCGCGGCAGUAUUAGCUCAGUUGGUAAAGCGCUUGACUGCAGAGCAGGAAGACAAUUGAACAAUACUCGAGGUCUUAAAAUAACUGGGAAAUAAAGGCGUUUCCUUUGCCCUGCAAACGGCUAGACCUUUGCAUGGUUCGGAUGAUCACAUAAAAUGGCGGUCCCGUCUCCAGUAAGAAACGUAAAAGGUAGUGUCCCCAAUUAGUACUUUCGUGCUACAUACACUGACAAUCAAAUACAAUGCAUUUUUUUUAGGUAAUGGGUGGAGUUGAUAGCGACAUGUACAAUUACUUCAAAAUAUUGAUGCUUCAAGGUUUUCUUGCCGCGCGUAAAAAUAUGGACAAAUGUCUCCAGCUGGUGGAGAUUAUGCAGACAGGUACGUGGAUGGUUGGGUUUAUCAGUCCAACACUACACAUUGUACUAUGUUGUACAGCAUCGCAAGUUAAGUGGUUAAUUUUUAUAGAGCUCAGGGAACUCCUAACUAUUAUUUCAAAACAAUAGGUUAUUGUCUCAAGAAGGUUUUAUAGAACCUGGCUCAGGGCUCCUCCUUGUUGCUAUAGGGUACCAGGAGAAUUGAAAGACGGCUCUUAUGGAAAUAAGCCUUAAUUGAUAAGUUCGAUACUUUAGAAUACAGUGUCUACUAAAUAAUUCUCAGCAGCCUUCCUUAUUCUUAUUAUGUCGGAAAGGGACUGACUCACUUAAGGAGCAGACGCUCUCUUUUACCCUAAAUACAGAAAAAACCCCGCUUAUACGGACAGUUUGUUUUGUCCUUGGGAAUAGAAGUCCUUACAGUUUCAUUAAUUUCAACCCGCUUAAUACGAACACUUUCUAUGGCUCCCUGAACGUCUGUAUUAACGUGCUUUGACUGUACACUGCGACUUUCACGUUCCCCAUAAUGCAAUUGGUAUCAGGUCGUUUCGCCCAAAGGUUGAUUCACCGGGUGGCAGUUCGCCCAGACUAAGUCGAUUCACCCUAUGUGUAUUUGUCGUUCUUUAUGCCUGAGAAAAAGGAAUAGGCAUGGGAAGACAGUGACUGCAUAUGUGAAAUCCAAGGUUAACUAGAAUAAAAUCUUGGAGAAGUAAGUUCACCAUGUUGUAGAGUGUUGUACGUCAUCGGGUGAAUCGACUUAAGUCCUAGCGAAAGCCUUCGGGCAAAUCGACUUUCGGGCAAAAAGACCGCAAUCCAUGCAAUUUGCCCUCCCCUAACAACUUUGCAUAAGUAUUAUUUUCAAUUUCUCUUGGGACUAACAAUCGUCCCUUGAGAAAAAAAUUUGUGGAAAGUUUUUGGGGGAGGACAAAUUGUAUUAUGGAGAACGUAGAAGUCGCAGAUUGUGUUGCGCCAUGCAUUACUUCUGUGUGAUUAUUUGUUUGUUUGUUAAUUUAUUCUGUUGCUUUUUCGUGCGCAGGUUCUCAGCUGCCGUGCUUUAACCGUGGUGCUUCGACUGUGCGAGCAAUGAGAGAAAGAUUCCACAUGAACUUGACGGAGGAACAGCUUGGUUCCUUCAUUGAUGAACUGGUGGAAACAAGCAUGCACUCUCUCACUACCAAACUUUACGAUGGCUUCCAAUACCUCACGAAUGGCAUCUUAUAACACAACCCAAGAUCACAAUCAAUUUAUGGAGCACGCAGUCGCUCGGCACAAUCUAGCUUUACUACGAUUUCAAUACCUUACCUCGUGCAUGGAAUCUUAUAACAGGACGUCACUGAUGACUUUGGUUAAUAGUUGAAUUACGUCCUAUUUAUGAAGUGAAUUACGCUCUCGCUCAGUAUCAAACGUCACGAAUUUUUCCAGUUAUUUAAAAACGAGGUCACAGCAGAUCUACGACGUCCCUCUUUCCUGUUGAAUUCGCCGAAGGGAUGAAUGGAAAUAGCGCGAAUUCAGUUACCAAUGAACUUGAUGAUUGAGAUGAACACCCCGUUUAUUGUGUUAAAAGAGUGGUCAGAGCUAGUCGGUAUCUAGGCUCUUCCAGGCUCUCAGAUAGUAGGAAUGGACUCGUAAGUGAAAGGCGCGCGAAAAUAUGAGUGCGUGAUCUGGGAACAGGGGGCAGUGGCGGGAAAAAGCCGCCCUACCUCUCCCCAGUUUCCUCCCGUUUUAUUUUCGUGUUCGCGCUUUCUCAACUAUCUCAGAGCCUGGAACCAGCUAGUCGCUAUCUCGCACCAACAUUCGUACCCAGGUGUUUUUAGGAGACGCCUGGUGGUGCCUGUAAGUUUUUUGUGAAAGGAAACUCACUUUGCAAAGACGUUAAAUACAGGCAAAGCGCAACCAAGUAUCUAGUGUCUGGAGAAACAUUGAAAAAUUGCUUGUAGGCGCUGUAUUCUUACAACACAAAGCGCUGAGUCGUGGAAAAAUCGACUAUGGUACAAUAGGUGAGCCCUGUCUAAAUAUAAAAGACAAAAUGAACAUUACUGUACAGUUCAUUGCCGAUUU